Messenger RNA from Gaeumannomyces tritici R3-111a-1, 1313 nucleotides. RefSeq lists its product as hypothetical. The record is from RefSeq and is a predicted model, not a curated record. Gene Ontology annotation, molecular function: protein binding. The coding region runs from base 101 to 1069 and encodes 322 amino acids. NCBI's taxonomy places the organism in Eukaryota, Fungi, Ascomycota, Sordariomycetes, Magnaporthales, Magnaporthaceae. The transcript has a single exon.
CGCCGAGGUUCAAGACGACUUUGAAUUUCACCAUCGACCAACAUCAAUAACUCACCCGAGAGCCCUUGCAGCCCACAUUUAAACCACACCAAUCGCGCCCAUGGAAACCAUGGCGCCUGACCCUCACAACCCCAUCUCCAAGGAGAUGCAGGCGCACAUCGAGGCCGGCGACCUCGAUGCCGUCAAGAAGCUCUACGGCGAAUGGCCCGUGGCGCAGCGCAACGAGCUCUCGCAGUUCAUCGCCCAGCAGGCGGCAUACCGCGACAGGGCCGGCAUCCUCGAGUGGUGCCUCGACCACACCGACAAGGACGCCGAGCCCCUGGCCACCCACUGGUUCUACAACUACGCCUGCUGGGGCGCCUCGACGGCCGUGUGGACGCUGCUGCUGGACCGCGGCUACGACAUAUCGAAGCAGGGCUACAGCGAGUCGGUCGGCGACCCGCUGGUGCAGGCCGGCAUCCAUGGCAACGCCGAGCUUGCGACCCUGCUGAUCGAGCGGGCCGGCGUCGACCCCAACAGCGGCUACUCGAGCAUCCACAGCGAGGAGACGGCCGCCAUCGGCGCCAUCCAGCGCGACCUCGAGCCGGCCGGCGACGGGGACGGGGGUCUCGCGUACGACGAGGACGAGGACGAGGACGGGGCACUGGCGCGCGAGCUCGAGCAGGUCGACCCGCCCGACCGCUGGACCGGCGCCGAGUCGGCCGUGCCCGUGCUCCGGGCGCUGCUGCGCGGCGGCUGGAGGGGCGCGGCGGCCGAGGGCGCGCUCAUCGUUGCCGCCGAGGCCGGCCACCUCGCGGCCCUGCGGGUGCUAGCCGAGGAGGACCCGGCCGUCGACCUGGAGGCGGCGGUGCACUGGUGGGGAGCCAGCUCUGGAGCGAGCAGGGUCGGUACGGCGCUGUACCGCGCCGCGCUAAGGGGGAGGGUCGAGGCGGUGCGCUACCUGCUGCAGAGGGGGGCGGACCCAUCGGCGAAGGAUGCUGCCGGAAGGCCGUGCCUGUUCGCUGCGAGGGAGGGUGGGGAGCAGGCGGUGGUGAAGCUACUGGAGCAGGUUGGGCAAAAGACGAGAUAGCUGGUGGUUUGGCUGACAUUCUGCUCAUGGUAUAGAGAUAUCUUUGAAUUUAGUACGCCGGGAAUUAUUACAAGACUAGACAACGUUUGGCUACUAAAUGUCGGAAUGCGCCGUCAGCUCCGAACAGAAAGACCGCUCGAAGGUAUAGGCUGGGUAUCAGGGUGUGUAACGAUUAAAGGAAACGGACAAGCAUUGAAUGAAGCUGCAUUUGGGCAUGUCCCAGAUUAUUUCCACAGACCUCCAC